Molecule: messenger RNA, 3045 nt
Organism: Stegodyphus dumicola
Lineage: Eukaryota; Metazoa; Arthropoda; Arachnida; Araneae; Eresidae
Product: aspartyl/asparaginyl beta-hydroxylase-like
Biological process (GO): peptidyl-aspartic acid hydroxylation
Cellular component (GO): endoplasmic reticulum
Molecular function (GO): protein binding; peptidyl-aspartic acid 3-dioxygenase activity
Source: RefSeq, a predicted model, not a curated record
AAGCACAAUAGACACAUUUAUUGAAGCUCCACCUGAAGCAGUAUCACAGGAUCUUGAUUAUGAACAAGAGCGAGAGAUUCUUUUUGAGCAAAUGAAUUUUCCAGAACCUACUGUGUCUCCUGAGAGCUCUAUGGUGAACGAAGAAAGUGACUCUUUUUCUGACCAGUUUACGGGUACUGAAGAACCUCUUUCUCCAACCACAGGAUCUACAUAUGAGGAUGAUGUACAGUUAACAACUGAAGAAGAAAUUAUCGAUGAUUUAAACCCUGUUAGUGAAGAUUAUGUUGAAUCAGUGUAUGAAAUGGCUGACAUCACAAAUGAUGCAGAUUUUGAAAUAAGGGAACAACUGGAUGAAGUGAAUCAGAUUUUGGAGAAAUCCCCUGAAAAAGCUUUGAAAAAGUGUGAAGAACUUUUGAAAAAGUACUCUAAAAGUCCAAGACUGCAUUAUAUGAGAGCUCAGUGUCUGGAUUGCUUGGCAGAAUCCCAGCGUAGUAAUAAGUAUCUGGAAGAUGCUAUAGCUGUUUAUCAAAAAGUAAUAGCUAUCAAAGAUGUGCCAGAGAAAUUGUAUUUAUUAGCUGGAAGAAGAGCUGCUGACAGAAUGCGUUUUAGAGGUUUCAUGGGAAAAUCAUUAAAGCUGCUGUCAGAUAUGGUAACAAAGUUUCCACAGAAUAUAGAUUUAAAAAAUGAAAUGGCUGUUGGCUAUCUGUUGAUUGGACAAAAUAAAGAAGCUAAAAAUGUUUUGAUUGAUGUCCUGAAGCUAGCUCCAAAUUCUGGAUUUGCAAAGGUUCAUCUUGGUUUUAUUUUAAAGACAGAUGAAUCCAAAUAUGAAGAAGCAGCAAAACUAAUGAGUGAAGGAAUAGCAUCUAGAGAACCUGGAGUAAUUGAUGGCAGAUUUUAUUUCCAUCUUGGAGAUGCCCUUCAUAGGAUUGGGAAUCAAACUGAGGCUUUGAAGGUAUAUGAAGAUGCUGUUAAAGAAGGUUUAUUUUUGUCUGCAUAUCAAAGAUCACUCUAUAAUGUGAAUUCCUUAACUGGAAAGCCUUGGUGGGAUCCAAAAAAUUCUCCAUAUACACCCUACUUCAAGCGUUUAGAGAAAGACUGGAAGUUGAUAAGAGAUGAAGCUUUAUCACUUAUUGACAAGACAAACUCUGGUUUCUUGCCAGAAUCAGAAGGACUUCAAGAAAAAGGAGAUUGGAAGCAGUUUGAAAUUUUUGCUAGAGGAAGAAAGAUUGAGAAAAAUUGUCUGAAAGUACCUAAAACUUGUGCCUUAAUUGCAGAAAUCCCUGAUGCAGCUGGUUGUAAACGAGGCCAGGUGAAAUUUUCUAUAAUGCAUCCCUCAACUCAUGUAUGGGCACAUACAGGACCCACAAAUUGUAGGCUGAGAGCUCAUUUAGGCUUAGUUGUUCCUGAAGGAGCUAGCAUUAGAGUGGCAAAUGAAACUAGGAAAUGGGAAGAAGGCAAAAUUCUUCUGUUUGAUGAUUCAUUUGAGCAUGAAGUCUGGCAUAAUGGUAGCACAUUUCGCUUAAUUUUGAUAGUGGAUUUUUGGCAUCCAGAAUUAACUGCUUAUCAAAAGAGAACUCUUACACCUAUAUAAUAAUUCAGAUGGUUAAUUCCAAUCAUAUAAAAGUUUUAAUCAGCACUGGUACAUCAUUAAAAAUAUUAUUUUAGGAUAUUUAGUCUUUUAUUUUUAGUAUUUUAUGAGUUUUUUAUAUCCAUUUUUAAAUGAUUAAGUUUGUUUUAUAACUACAGACACUAUUAAAAAUCAGUGUUGUGCCAUGAAGACAUGUUGUCAUUUGGACAUUUUUUUGUUGCUUUCUAAUGUGGAUUUUUAAUCUGUAUAAAGGUUUUUCUAAUUGAAUUUUUGUAUAAAAUAAAAUUAAAUGGAACUUUUUAUCAGAAUGUUAAUCAUUAAUUUAAUUAAUUUGAUCUUGGGGGGAAAAGUAAAAAACAAAAUUUCUUAAAUUUAUUUUUUAACUUAGCUAUGAUUUGUAUAAAAACUUAUUGAGUGAAAUGUUUUAAGGAAACAUUAUAUAGGUUUAUAUUAUCUGUUAAGAAUAAAUAUCAACUUUAAUUUGAAUUGUCUUCAUUGAAUCUAGUCAAAAAGUGAAAUAAGUUUUUAUAUCUCUAGACUGCAGCUUUUUUUUAACUGGUUAUAUGAUUAUUGCAAGAGGGGGAGGGGAAAGAUAGCUUUAUUAAAAAUGCAUGUGAUAUAUGUUAUUCUUUUCCCCCUUUGAACUUAAUUUGACAUGUUUUCUUCAGUGUUAUUAAAAUAUGAAGUUGGGGGAUUGAUAAGUUAAUUUUUAUAUCAAAACUUUGUACUGGAAUUUGUAAUAUGAAUAUGGAAGAUCUUACUAGUAAUAGAAAAUUUAAGAAAUCUUAUAAAUUUUAAGAAGUCUGAAAAUUUUGCUGGGGAAUGUUUUAGAAUUUUAAAUUAAGGUGACUAUAUCAGUGAAAAUACAAAGUAAUGAAUUAUUUUAACAAAGUGCCUAAACUGGUCUUUCCAUGUUUUCAAAAUUAUUUUUUAGUGUUCUGUGUGCCAAUUUAGUGAGAUUCAUAGCUCUACUAGCUUUAUGUCUGCUUUAUUUUAUCUAGUGAACAAAACAAAAUGUGAUAUUUGCAGAUUAUGUACUUAUAUUUUUUUAUCCACAAUAAAUAGAUUUGUAAUAAUUAACAAAUUUCAGUUUUCAUAUUGAAAACAACAGUUACAGUUUGUUUUUUGGUCAAUUUGCUGUACAUUUAUAAUCUAAAUGUAUAAUUUUCAGAAAUUUCUGUUCUACAAAAAUAUCACAAUGAAAUUGCUGAUUGGUUUAUUUGAAGAUUAGAGUGUUUUUCCUCAUUUUUUUAAUGUUUGGAAUAAACUUAAUGUCUAUGUGUCCAUUUGUUAUUUUACAUAAAGUUAUAUGUGAGGAUACCUAUUGUACAUGUUAAGGAUUGUUUGAGAUGUAUGCUCAUUUUCCCCCUUGUGUAUUUUUUUUUUUUUUUUAAAUUUAAGUUUGCAAAAUUUACUGAUUGUUCUUCAGCUACAAUUAAAGAGUAUUUUUUGUAAUA